GACACAGCAGUGGUUCCUCCAGAUCUGUCCUGUCUUUGCAGUGUAUAAGUCCUUGGCUACGCCGCCCUUGAGGCUGCGCGUACUGCCAUGUCCGCUUUCUCUCGACUUCAGCUCGCUGCUGCCCUCAUUGAAUACGACAACGAUCCAGACAACCCGGGCGCUGGACGGUCAGCACACGAUAGCGCCAUAUUCGCGCAUCUGCGCCGCAAUGCACCCCGCCCGACUCCCUCACGCAGGAGCACCGACUACCUGGGCGUCGCGCUUCCCGGCGAGACAGGCGGAUCCGCCGGCGACCCCGAGGAGACCGAUCUGCCUUACAGACGGUCGACACCCUCCGUUAACGCUUUGGUAAACCCGUUCCGCCAAGAGGAAUCCGAAGAGGAAGCGGAUGAAGAAGAGGAGAACGUUGACGUCGACCUGGCAUCCUGGGGACUGGAUGCGUUCAUACCUAAAGAUAAGGAAAAGGGAAAAUCGUCCAAGUCCCGCCCAAGGCGCAAGUCAGAGAAUCUUGAUUCGCUCCCCGUUCAUAAGGAGCUACAGGCUGGUAUGCAACGCGCAUCGCCUCGCAUGAGGUCCAUGAGUAUGGGCAAUUUCGACCAAUUUGGUUUGGAUGGCGCUUUCCUUGAAGCAGGUUCCAUGGGCGGUCGCCCCAAAUCCAUCGCUUCGCCUCUCGAAUUCGUUGACGUACCAAGUACAAUCAGACCCCCUCAUCCUCGCAGAGCAUCUUCCCAGCAUGCUCUCAUCGACAAAAUCCCUACAGCCGAUCCUCUCCUUUCGGUACCGUUUCCCAGAUCAGGUACACCUGCAGGUGAUGACGCUACCGUAUCAAGGCCGCUUUCUCGAGGCUCGUUCUUCGCUCCCAGACCCGGACACGAGCGCACAUAUUCCACUGCUAGUUUCGGCUCACAAGCUCUUCUUUCGGGCGACGGUCGAGAUAGGCGCCAAUCCGUAGCCAGUCUUGGAUCAAAGAUGUUACUCGACGAAGGAGAACCUAAUCCAUUCGCUGUUCGACCCCCCUCUCCUGAGAGAGCUUCGCGAUUCGAUCCCAAGGCUCGAAACCGAGCUCUCAGCAUCUCAUCUCGAGAUUUAUUAGCCGAUGAGAACAACUCGUUCAGCGUGCCACUUCCAUCGCCUUCACGUACGUCUCGCUUUGAUCCGAAAGGGGCCGCUCGUGCUCGUACCAUGUCCAAUGGCUCUCUUGGGUCACGUAUGCUUCUGGAUGAUGCUGCAUCGUAUACCAGCAACGCGCUUGAUCGACCCUAUUCAAAACUAGAGCUCAUGAGGCCGAAGGUACUCGUCAUGCCAAGUCCGUUACAGACAACGGAGCCCCCUCCAAAGCCUUCGCCUUACGCUCGAGAGGGCUUCCAACUUUCCACUGAAGGGCCGCCACUACCGGCGGCUGCACGCGCAAACAGGCGGGCGUCCGCGGUGCUUUCGACUAUCCAGCCUUCUGGGUCGUUGCCUGCGGCAAGCGCUACGAAUCCCUUCGUUCCCAAUCCCCGCGCUAGCAUGACGCUCUCUCAGCUCACUUUCCGAAGCGCAUUGUCACUUGCAGGGCAACGCGACGGCGCUUCCGCCGAUAUGGACCUUCCCCUCCCUCUACCAAGAGCAGCUGCAGAAGGGGAACAGGCGCACUUCGAGGACCCUGUCGAACCGGAACUACUGCCGGAGCCCGUUAUCACCGUCGAAGUGGAUGAGCCACAGACCGACCCGCGCGCGCGACCACCUGGUAAACUAUUUGGCAAGAGUCUGAUAGACGAUCUGGAAGAACGCAAGGCGAAUAUGCGUGCCAAGCAACGUGUGUUCAGAGGAGACGAUCGGCCCUCGAUGAUGGCUCGCCAACAACGCUCGAGCACGCUGAUAGACCCGUCGUCUUUCCAGCAGAGGCCUGUAUCACAGCGCAUGUCAUCGUUCCACUCACAGGGGACAAUGGACAAUCGCCUUUCGCGACGAAACUCGAAGACGUUGCUAAACUUUGACGACGACGGCCCUCAACGGAGCCCAGUGAGCCCAGGCACGCUUAGCACCGACAAUCAAAUGUCCAAGAGUCGUAGCGUAUUUGGGGUUGAUACGUUAUGGGAGCGGGAGAUGGCAAAACUCAAAGAGAUCGAGGCCAAGGAGAAAGCAGAAGCUGCGGAACGAGAAAAGCGCGAGGAAGCGGAAGAAGCUAACGCCAGUUCUAAGAAGGGAAAGAAGGGGAAAUCCAAGGACAAGGGCAAGGGCAAAGCCAAGGCAGAGGCCGACACUCCGUCUGUGAGCCCCACCAUCAAUGUGGACCCGUCGCCUCCUCGCGUAUCUGCAGAGCCUCCCCGACUUCCUGAAGUGGCGAAGGCUAUCACACGUGGACCACCGCCUCCCGGACUUGACGAUAGUGAGAGCUCGAAUAGUGACGUGGAAGGCGAGCCCUCCGUUGCCGCCAUCAGUGGCCGCAACCAGGUGCUCAACGAAGCCUGGGGUUCAUCUGACGAGGAAGAUCGUGUCCCGCGCCGAACCAGCGGAGUAGGGCCUCGCCAUCCAUCGACUCACAAGCCUCCAGCGCAGGCUCUGCAUGAGAUUGAUAGUGACGAAGACGUGCCGUUAGCUGCCACUGUUCAGCACGCGCGUCAGCGAUACAUCACUUCCGGUGGGCCACUUCAAGAUGAUUCCGAUGAAGAAAAACCAUUAGCAGUUCUUGUUGAAAAGGUCAAGCUCGGUGUCCCGUCCAUCGAUUUCGACAAGCCGCUGCUGUCCACAUCUUCCAAAGCCGGAGAAGACGAUGAAGACGAUCAGCCGCUUGGCCUCAGAGCUUCUCGAGCUUCGAUGCUCAGGUCUCCGUCCAAUGCCGGUCCCGUGGAAGAUGAUGACGUUCCCCUCGGCCUACGCCCAGAACAGCAGCGCCGAACCCAGUAUCAGAUGUUGGCUGCUCAGCAGCAGCAGAUGAUGAUGUUGCAGGCGCAGAUGACGGGCGGCAUGUAUUUCGGCCCUCCGCCACUUGGCCCUGCUCCGCCCAUGUUGGGAUCCCCCUUCUUCGGUCCACCGGUUCCAUCGCCCAUGAUGAUGAUGGGCCCCCCACCGCAACUUCCCUCUCCACCGCCGAUUCAGGACACUGCGAAGCUUAACCGAGUAGAUAAGUGGCGACACGACGUGGCCGUCGAAGGUGAACCUGUCUAGUGGAGGACAGCGAUACCCCUAUUCAUUUCGUCCUUCACAUAACUUGGAACCUCUCUCACUCCAUGGUCGUUUUUUUUGCUCACGGACUACGCACAUCAAUU
Molecule: messenger RNA, 3251 nt
Organism: Punctularia strigosozonata HHB-11173 SS5
Lineage: Eukaryota; Fungi; Basidiomycota; Agaricomycetes; Corticiales; Punctulariaceae
Exons: 2
Coding region: 88-3150 (1020 amino acids)
Source: RefSeq, a predicted model, not a curated record